Messenger RNA from Cyprinus carpio (common carp), 2849 nucleotides. RefSeq names its product 7SK snRNA methylphosphate capping enzyme-like. Gene Ontology annotation, molecular function: RNA methyltransferase activity; snRNA binding; O-methyltransferase activity. Lineage: Eukaryota; Metazoa; Chordata; Actinopteri; Cypriniformes; Cyprinidae. The coding region runs from base 761 to 2557 and encodes 598 amino acids. Gene Ontology annotation, biological process: snRNA modification. The transcript has 5 exons. The record is from RefSeq and is a predicted model, not a curated record.
UUUGUCUUUAGCAGGUUAUAUUUGUUGAUAUCGAUGAUAGUGAUUAGUUUGUGUCGGGUCAGCGCAGGCAGUCCGCUGGAUACCUAUUCAGCGAGGAGGGGCGGUGACCGAGAGCACAUGCCUUCGCUUUGAGCUUCGCCAUUGGUCGUUCAGGGGGCCUUAGUGCAUAUCCUGCGUUCUGAUUGGCGGGCGCGGCUGUCCGUCAGUCUCGGUCCGAGCUGCUGUAUAUAAGCGCGCGGGUCUGCUGUGCCAUAGCGCGAGAUGGAGCUGCGCGAGUUCGCAUGCUUGUGAAUGAUCGAAAGAGCGAAGUCUGUUUUUAAUCGUCACUGUUUUAGAGAGUACAUUUCAUAUUUACAGUAGCGCAGUACAGGUUUGUACGCGGCUCGGUGAGCGCUUCAUAUAGUGCGCCGUUUGAGGGAUUUGUGUGUGAUUUCGCGCGCUUAUUUACUCACAGCGCGAGAAAGGCGGAUAAACGAUCGCGCUUAAUAGUGUGUGUGUGUGUGUGUGUGUGUGUGCGCGUGUGAGAGAGAGAGGGGGGUAACGUACGUGUGUGUUUGUGUCGAAUAGGGGCGGGAGGGAGAGUUUGGUUCUCGCAUUAUUCAUGAGCAGUGCGGUGGAUCCUCCCAGGGGGCGUGGUUAUUAAAAUUAGCUAGGCGUGGCGUUCUGAGUUGAGUGACAGAUGUAACACGUGGGUCACAAGCACAUUAAUGCACCAAAACCUACACUGACUGUAGUCAAUCGUGUUAUUAGAGGCUGAUGGAUGUGUGCCGUGAUGUCUGUUCAGAGUGAGCUUCCUGUCGCUGGCGGGGCGAGUUUACACACCCGUCCUCCGCCCGUCACCAUCCAGGACGAGGUGAGCGCUAACAUGGUGCUAACCGAACUCGCCGCCAAUCACGUGACCCCUCAGGAUGAGCCGAUCAAAAACGGCCUGCAGUCACGAGUCGAGACACAGACGCAGAAACUGAGCAAGCGGCGCUACACUGUGAGCGUAGGCUUCAAACACCCGAGUCUCGCUAAACGCAGACGCCGCGCAAACUCCGAAAGCGACCCGGUUCUGCCCUCCAACUUCCUGCUGGGCGGGAACAUCUUCGACCCGCUGAAUCUCAACAGCCUGCUGGACGAGGAGGUCAGCAAGGCGCUCAACGCCCAGACGCCCAAAUCCUCGCCCCUUCCCAGGAAGAACAGAGACCCGGUGCAGAUCCUGAUUCCCAAAGACAUCACCGACCCUCUGAAUCUGAGCGGACGCGGCGGAGACGCAGCUGCGGGCGUGUUGGUGUCGCCCUUGAAGAGCCGGCGCAGACAUCGCAACCGACACCAUCCAGGAGCGACCGCUGAGCCUUCGGAGGGGGAGAGGUCAAAGGUCAGUGACGGGUCGGGUGUGCCCGUUAGUUCAGACAAGCCUGUAAAGGAGUCACCGCUUUCUUACGAACUCAACACGUCAAUCAACUGCCGUGACGAAGUGGUGACACCCAUUCUCCCGCGGCGACGGUCACACCCCUCCUCGUCUAGCUCCGCCCCCCAGGCGCAGCCAUCCAAAAACAGGAAGUGCAGACGAACCAACAGCCGUUCGGACCGUCUGUCCAUCACGCCGACUAAGCAGACGGUCACGCACAGCCAGGCGUUCCACACUCCUGUUGUGGGUGGAGUCAGCGGAGCUCCGCCUUCAGGGGUGGAGAAAAUCCUGCACAAGACACCCCGCACGUUCCAAUAUGGAAGCUACAGCCGUUACUACGGUUACCGCACGCCGUCGCCGAGCGCAGAUCCGCGCUUGGCCGUGUUUAGACCCGAGUGGUUCCGCGGGAAGAAGGUCCUGGAUGUGGGCUGCAGCACGGGUCAUGUGACCCUCACCGUUGCCGGGCACUGGAGUCCUGAGCGUGUGCUGGGCAUCGACAUCGACGGAGCGCUGGUGCGCACCGCCCGGCAGAACCUGCGCUACUUCCUGUCCGAGAUGACCGGGUUGAGCGGCGGACCGCCGGGGGAGGGGUCAGAGAGCAGAGGUCAGAUGGGGUUGGCGCCUCUGAUGGAGCUGGAGCUGGAGCGCGGUCAGGCAUUACGCAGGUUUCCUGUGUCCUUCACACGCUGCCGCGGACCCAUCGCCGCUCCUCCCAUAAUGCCUCACACCCCCAGCCUGUUCCCCUGCAACAUCUACUUCCUGAAGGCUGACUAUGUGCCGGACAGUGACGAGGCGGUGAUGUCCCAGUGUGCCGAGUACGACGUCAUUCUGUGUCUGAGAUUGACUAAGUGGGUUCAUCUGAACCACGGUGACGCUGGAAUCCAGAGACUGUUUCAGCGCAUCUACAGACACCUGUUACCUGGAGGAGUGCUGAUCCUCGAACCCCAGCCCUGGAGCUCCUACAGCCGCCGCAAGAGACUCACGGAGGUCAUGUACAGGAACUACAGGAGCAUCAGACUGAAGCCGGAACAGUUUAGCUCUUUCCUGACGGCUGAGGUGGGCUUCAGCAGCUACGAGCUGAUCGGGACGCCUCACAGCGGCGCUAACGGACUUCAGAGGUCGAUUUACCUGUUCCAUAAAGGCCCCGCCUCCAACAGGAAGUGAGUCUCAGGAAGCGUUGGAAUCAUCAUGUGAUCUUCUGAUUUAACACAAACACGUGGUUUUGUAGCGUUGUGCUUCUAAGGUUUGUUUCUUCAUGUGCCCUGCGGAAGGAGGGCUGGACUACUUCCUGUUUGCUCCGUUUUUAAAGUUGUGCACGUCAGAGUUUGCUGCAGCGGUGACCUCUGACCUCAGACGGGUCGUGACUGGUGUGUUCUGUAUGACACAGACUGAUGCUGACCGAGCUUCAUAUCUGAUGUGUCUGAUCUGCGUGUGAAUAAAUCUGAUGUGUUUCUCA